Molecule: messenger RNA, 3109 nt
Organism: Tigriopus californicus
Lineage: Eukaryota; Metazoa; Arthropoda; Copepoda; Harpacticoida; Harpacticidae
Product: obscurin-like
Exons: 8
Coding region: 1111-2256 (381 amino acids)
Biological process (GO): synapse organization
Cellular component (GO): neuron projection membrane
Source: RefSeq, a predicted model, not a curated record
GUCCACGAUUUUCUCAUCUUCAAUCGAGUUGGAACAGUGAACCAAACGGGACCAGCUAGUUGUGACUCUUUUUCGUAGGAUCUAUCUGGAGGGUUUUUUAUCCUGGCUCUGAGAGGGCUGAGACGAGAAGAAAAUUGGAUCCCGAAUCCUAGGGAGGGGAGUGAGACCCAGCUGAUUUGGAAAUGAUCCAUCGAUGUUGAAAGUGCAAAGAUUUGAUCAUCAUCAUCAUCUCGGGGGGAAGUCCGAAGGCCACCCCGAUGGGAUUGAAUUAGGACUCACUUCUGUAUACAUCCCCGCCUGUCAGUGAGCGCGCUAAAGUGACAAUUCCCAUUAGCUUCUUUCAACAACCAACCAACCAACCCACCAACCAUUUUUCUCUUGACUCUGGAGCCAGAAUGCAUUUUGUGGGAACAAGUGUGUCCUGCAAACGAUUUUGACAACCAUAUUUAUUCUGGUUGUACGAAGCGUCGACGCUGUGGUAUUGGUGGUGGUGGUGGUGGCUGUGGAAGUACUCCGACUGGUCUGGUAGUUAUAGCAACAAAAGUGAGUGGUGGUGGUGGUGGUUGAGCAAGUUUGCGGAAGAAAAACGGUUGUAUGGAAUCCAAGGAACAAGCUCCUUCGUGGCCUUCUACCAUGCCCGUGGUCUGGACUCGUAUCCCAGAAUCGUGGAAGAAAUGAAUCAAGGAAAAGUGCAUUCCUUCCCCAUGAAAGUGUGCAUCGAGGAACCUGGAAUGGAUCUUCGAGCAUCCAACUACUAGUUCAACGUAUAGUAUACCUAGUUCCCCCGAAGGCUUGAACAGUGAGCGACAUUUUUUUAGAGGUAAAACUUUUCUUCCUCUAGUUAGGGUUGGUUCGGUGUAUGUACAGUGUAUUUACGUACACAAGUACCUUAUAGAGUGAAGUCCCCGUUUCACGUGAGAUUGUUUUGCAUUCGGUGAGAUAUAAAGGACUUUGCCGGCAACUUCUCAACUUAACGUGGAUUGCUACGAAGACAUAGGUUCAAGAAAUCCCAUCUGAUACGACCAUUGAGCUCACCCGUUUCUCAUUGUGAGGGACACAAGCACGACAGUUUCAUAAAGGCAUAAGGUGAACGUUUCCCUCGUCGUAAAGAUGUACCACACCACACUCAUCAAUAUCCUGUUUCAAUCCAUCGGCAUCAUUUCCACGGUCUUGGUGUGCACAGGUGAUGCCCGAACAGGACAUGUCUCCGUGGAGGUGGCAAACAAUCCGCACCGACACGGACGUUCAAUCAGUGAACAAAUUGGCCUGAGCGAGCCCUACUUUGCCGAGGGUCUUCCAAAUGGACCUAAUCAAGUGCUGAAUGUCACAGCUCAGUUGGGAAUUACCACUUAUUUACAUUGUAAAGUCAACAGUUUGGCUGGAAAAACGGUUUCUUGGCUCAAGAGACACGAUGACACGCCUCAUCUUCUAACAUUUGGGCUCACGACUUACAGCAACGACGCCCGGUUUCAAAUUUUUCAUGAGCAACCCAACGAUUGGAAAUUGCAGAUCCAGUUCCCUCAGCUCAGUGAUCAAGGAAUUUACGAGUGCAUGGUCUCCGCCAAUCCACCUCUCAUUCGCCGACUUCGUCUUCAAGUUGUUGUUCCCGAGAUUGAAAUCGUGGAUGAGCGCGACAAACAAGUGGCCGAGAAAUACUACAAAGGGGGCAGCACAAUCGAGCUCAAGUGCAUCGUGAAGCAAAUUGUCGGUCAGGCCCCUGAAUACAUCAUUUGGCACCACGAGGACCGGAUGCUCAACUAUGACACGGAACGAGGAGGAAUCAGUGUGAAAACGGACCUCCUCAAAAGCGGAGCACUGAGCCGAUUGUUCAUUGCUCGGGCGGGAAAACGAGAUUCCGGGAAUUACACUUGUGGAAUGAGAAAUGCUCAAACCUCUGUGACAGUUCAUAUCCUCAAUGGCGAAAUCCCUGCGGCAAUGCAGUCGGGGUCGUCAUCCCAGAGAGUUCAGAGCGCAUGGUCCUUAUUGGCCUUGCUGGCCUUGUUGGCUCUCACUCAAUAUGUACAACAAAGGUCGCAUUAUGGCCCUGGUACCUCCCCAACAAUGAGCCGUUCCACCCAAAUCCAUGGCCAUACCAAAAAUGUGGAACACGAGAGUCAAACUCACCAAUAUGGACACGAUGGAACCGGAAAUGAGACCACUGAUAGCCAUGAAGAUCGUCCUAGGUUUUUCGACCCCCAGGCCUCGGGAGUGAGGCCGAGGAGCUGUUCUGUCGGCCUCUUCAUUCAAGUGAGGUGAUGGGGCACAUAUUGACAAUUGUAUGCCAAGCGCCUCCCUUGAUUUCCGACAAAUAUCAAAAAAAAACUUCAAAAACCCCGCCCAAUGCCAAGUUGUGUCCAUACAGAAGAGAGAUUGAUUAAUCAAACCUUGAGGUUUUAGUGUGGAUCAGAACCUGGUGUGAGUCAUUUUCACGAGUAAAUCUGAUGAUGGAACAUUCUUCGUUCAUGCCCAACAAGUUGCUCCAAUAUUGGAGCUGCUCUCGAGAAUUCCAGGUCAAGUGUGAAGUUCUACCCAGAAGACAACCCACCCUCUCCCCUCGACUGUUCAAAACCAGAGAUACGAAAAGAAUUGUUCUUCGCCGAGAAAACCACGAGCCGUACUGCACUUCAGACCCUUAAAAGUCCAGAAGGCACUUUGUUUGAAUAAGGCGCGGCAGCAGCACUUUUUCCAUUUUGAAUGGGGGGAGAGCCCAGCAGAACCUCAAUAUAUAAAUUUUAGCGAUGAAUUUUCUUCAUCCCCCACAAGGCUGAUGUCCAUUGUCCAACGUGGAACUAUUCGUUCUAAUCUACAAUGUGGAUUACCUGAGCCCAGAUCCACGGCUUACACUAAGCAAAAACAGGCCUGGAAUGAGUGUUUUUUUGUCUCCUGAUCCACUCUUGCUUUAUCAGUCCAAGGCUACUACUCUACGAGGAGUCACUUGGCUCCUCGUGUGAUGACUGAAGGUUCCAGGGAGCCUCUGGCGUAAUCCCUCCGUCUUUGGUUCCCUGAUGAAGAUCAAGUCGAAAAUUGGAAUGGAACCAAGCGCUCUGAAAGACGUCGUACAUUCCUUCGAUAGUUCGUCGUGAUGAAGUCGGCACAAAAAACUUCGACG